This is a messenger RNA of Anopheles funestus (African malaria mosquito), 1497 nucleotides long. Its product is annotated as CLIP domain-containing serine protease 14D-like. The coding region runs from base 85 to 1164 and encodes 359 amino acids. The transcript has 4 exons. Lineage: Eukaryota; Metazoa; Arthropoda; Insecta; Diptera; Culicidae. Gene Ontology annotation, biological process: proteolysis. Gene Ontology annotation, molecular function: serine-type endopeptidase activity. The record is from RefSeq and is a predicted model, not a curated record.
AAUGUUUGCUUUACAAUAGUCUUUCUCGAUCCGUUGGCCGCAACGGUGGUGUCAGUUUGCAAGGGCAUACCAAAUUAUCGCAAAAUGAUGUUUCGUGGUGUGAACCGGUCCCAAUGGAGUCUUGCUCUCAUUAGUAUUGUGUGGUGGACAGUAUCAAGUGUAGUAGCUCUGGAACUGGGUGAAAGCUGUGUAAAUCCUGCAGGACAAUCAGGCAAAUGUAUUCUCUUCCGAGAAUGCGAACCACUUAUUGACAUCUACAAUAAACCGAUCAAGACACACGAGGAUACAGAGUUUCUAACGCAGAGUCAGUGUGGUAUGCUGCAAUGGAAAUCUUUGGUAUGUUGUGCAGCCUCCAGUCAGAGAUCUUCAUUGCCAGAGCCUCCGCACUGCGGCGUACCUUUGUUCGAUCGUCUCCUUAGUGGUCAGCCUACACAGAUCAAUGAGUUUCCGUGGACGGCGUUGAUCGAGUUUCAGAUGUAUAACGGAAGCUUUAGUUUCCAUUGUGGAGGGACACUUAUCAAUGAGCGUUAUGUUGUUACUGCUGCACAUUGUAUGAUGUCGACAAGGCGUCUCUGGAAGGUCCAUCGUGUACGACUUGGUGAAUGGAAUUUAGCAAAGGUCAAAGAUUGUCAGGAUGGCAUCUGUUCUAAUGCGCCGAUCGAUAUGGACAUUGAGAAGAUUGUUGUACACAAAUAUUUUCUCCCAUGCAGUGACAAUAAAGCUCACGAUAUUGCGCUGAUUCGUUUCACCCGACCGGUACAGUACUCUGAGACAAUAAGACCGAUUUGUCUUCCGUUAAGUGAAUCGCUGCGCUAUCAUAACCAUGUCGGAAAGAAGAGUUAUGUGGCCGGUUGGGGUAAAACGGAAACUGAUAUGGCAAGCGAAAAGAAGAUGGUCGUUGACUUGAAUAUCAUGAGAUUGCAAAAGUGUGAAUCCUUUCAUAGAGUUUCGCUGAACGCGACACACAUGUGUGCCGGAGGUAUGCUCGAGCACGGUACGUGUGUUGGUGAUUCGGGUGGUCCUCUGAUGCGUCAGCAUGAAAGUUCGUGGUAUUUGAUCGGUGUGAACAGCUUUGGACCAUCAAACUGCGGUACGGCUGGUGUACCGAGUGUGUACACGAAGGUGGCAAAGUAUGUCGAUUGGAUACAGGACAAUAUCUACUAGAACAACAGCCGAAUAAUUACCGUACAUGCGCAACAUGAUAUGUGGAGCAGGGGUGAUAGCACAUAUUGUGUAAAAUUUAUACCGAGAAUGCAUAUUUUGAAUUGAACCAUAGGCUUUUGCAGGAGUGAUCUUUGAUUCAAAAUUUCCUUUCGAUGCUCAUUGUGCCUAUACUGAGCAAAUCACAAAAAAUCAUUAAAAUCUUGUUCAAAAUGUUAGGAUAUGGAAAAAAAUCUGGCAAAUCGAUAGAUAUUUAUUAAAUUUUAUGAGGCUAAUUCUAAAAUAGCUGUAAAUGAUCGAAAUAGUAUGGAUAAAUAAACAGAAAUUUGAAAAAUA